AUGUAUCUGCACACGCUCUGCACAUUCCUCCUGCUAUCCACCAUCCGUGCCCAUGAGGCAACACAGUAUCUUACUACUACAGCUGUUGUAACAGACCACAAUGACCACGCAUAUCUAGAGUGCUGGCAGUUCUCUACUCCUUUCAAGACAUACCCGACAGUGGGACAAUCACUCUUCCUCGGACAUACAACCAAUAUCACAUAUGUAGUUCUUCCACCUCGGUCUGAGGAAGGUAUCCACAAGCCUCCAGCUCCCAUGUUCUUUAUGCUGCUCUCAGGACUUGCACAUAUCACGUUUCCGUACAAUGACGAAGAGGCUUGGGUUAUGGAGGGUGUUAACGGGCUUCUGGUUGCCAAUGACAUAAAAGGAAUUGGGCAUUACACCACUUAUCCAUCUGAUAAGGAGACCGUCGCUUUGCAAGUGCCAUUCGAAGGAGGGGUAGUCCCACAGCAUAAGAUUCUUGGUAGAGGAGCGUGCCAUCAUACAUCACACUCUGGGUCAUUUUCAGGUGCACUCGGCACUGUUGAGAGAGCUGAUCUCUGA
This is a messenger RNA of Mollisia scopiformis, 543 nucleotides long. RefSeq lists its product as uncharacterized. The coding region runs from base 1 to 543 and encodes 180 amino acids. NCBI's taxonomy places the organism in Eukaryota, Fungi, Ascomycota, Leotiomycetes, Helotiales, Mollisiaceae. The transcript has 2 exons. The record is from RefSeq and is a predicted model, not a curated record.